Messenger RNA from Mustela lutreola (European mink), 1316 nucleotides. RefSeq names its product NFU1 iron-sulfur cluster scaffold (gene NFU1). The record is from RefSeq and is a predicted model, not a curated record. Lineage: Eukaryota; Metazoa; Chordata; Mammalia; Carnivora; Mustelidae. The transcript has 8 exons. The coding region runs from base 470 to 1171 and encodes 233 amino acids. Gene Ontology annotation, cellular component: mitochondrion. Gene Ontology annotation, molecular function: iron ion binding; iron-sulfur cluster binding. Gene Ontology annotation, biological process: iron-sulfur cluster assembly.
CCCCCACGGCUGCGCACUCGGACAAAGAUGGCAGCUGCGGCCCGGCUACGCUGCGGAGCGGCGGUUGCUGCUGCGGGGCUGCGUAGGCGGUAGGUGACGAGCUACGAGCUCCGCACCGGGGUACCGCUGGGCUUAGCAGAGCGGUCAGCCCCCUCACAUGCCCCGUUGGGGCGGGGAGAAGUGCCCCUUACUGAGCCUUUGGGUUCGCCCCCGUCCCUGCCGUUGGGUGUUUCGCCCUGCGGAGGGCGGCUCUCCUUGAACCGGCUCGGCGCUCCGAGUUCGGGCGGGAUCUGCAAGCGCCUCGUCGGAGGCUCUGAAACCCGGCUCGGGAGUCCCUAAUGAUGACUUAAAUAGGUGCUGUACCUGGAUUUUGCUUCUGGAACAAAAGGACAAAAGGGCCUAACAAGGUUUCACCUAGUGAAUAUUAAGGAGUUUCCCUGCAAAUGAUGCCCUUGAAAUAUUCUGUCCUAUGAUGAAUCCAUACACCAUUAAGAAACAGCUUCUGCAUCAGUUUGUACAUAAACCACUUUUCCCACUGCCUGCAACCUUAUGUAACACAGUGAGACACAUGUUUAUUCAAACACAAGAUACUCCAAAUCCCAACAGUUUAAAGUUUAUCCCAGGAAAACCAGUUCUUGAGACAAGGACCAUGGAUUUUCCCACACCAGCUGCAGCAUUUCGCUCCCCUCUGGCUAGGCAGUUAUUUAGAAUUGAAGGAGUAAAAAGUGUCUUUUUUGGACCAGAUUUCAUCACUGUCACAAAGGAAAGUGAAGAGUUAGACUGGAAUUUACUGAAACCAGAUAUUUAUGCAACAAUCAUGGAUUUCUUUGCUUCUGGCUUACCCUUAGUUACUGAGGAAACAUCUUCAGGAGAAGCAGGUACUAUGUUGGGAUCUGAAGAAGAUGAUGAAGUUGUGGCAAUGAUUAAGGAAUUGUUAGAUACUAGAAUACGGCCAACUGUGCAGGAAGACGGAGGAGAUGUGAUCUAUAAAGGCUUUGAAGAUGGCAUCGUACAGCUCAAACUCCAAGGUUCUUGUACCAGCUGCCCCAGUUCAAUCAUUACUCUUAAAAAUGGAAUUCAGAACAUGCUGCAGUUUUAUAUUCCGGAAGUAGAGGGUGUAGAACAGGUUAUGGAUGAUGAAUCAGAUGAAAAAGAAGCUAACUCACCUUAAAAUAAUUAGCAUUUUCUUUGGGCCCAGCAGUUGGACUUAUUGAUAAUUAUACGAAGCUUUUAUUAUUAAUCUGCUAAGGAACUUGAGGAUUAAUAAAAUGUGCCCUUUUUCCAGACUGAUACAUAAAUAUUGCAUGUUUGCUUUA